UAACAAAUGUUAAUAUUGUUGCCACUCUAUUUGAUAUAUAUAUUCCGCGUUUGACGAAGUCUGUGUGAUUCGUUUUUUGAUUUGAUCAAAUUCAUGAAUCAUUGCUGAUCGAUUAAAGUAUAAAGAAAUAACAUUGUGCAUUUAAGAUUUUGUAUUUAGCAGAAUUUGAUCAAAAUGUCAACUACAUCACAGAAGCACAGGAAUUUUGUGGCAGAGCCAAUGGGGGACAAACCUGUGACUGAGCUCGCUGGUGUUGGAGAAGUCUUAGGGAAAAGAUUAGAAGCUGCAGGUUUUGAUAAAGCAUAUGUAGUACUAGGACAAUAUUUAGUGCUAAAGAAAAAUAAGGAAUUAUUUCAAGAGUGGAUGAAGGACGCAUGUUCGGCCAAUGCAAAACAGUCAACAGAUUGUUAUCAAUGUCUAACUGAUUGGUGUGAAGAAUUUUUGUAAAGUAAUUGUGACAUAAAUUUAACUGAAAAAUGUUUUUUUUUAAGAACAGAAUAUUAAUAAUAUUAAGUAUCAUUUUAUAAUAUUAACUAAAUAAGAUUUAAAUUUGAUUGAAACAUAUAUUUUUUUAAGAGCAGAAUAUUUAAUUAUGUAAUAUUAUAUACAGCGUUCAUAUAAAUAUAAAAUUUACAUUACAUCGUUAAUUUUAUAAAACUGUAAAACUGAAUAUUCUGUUUUUAAAAAAAAUAUAAAUUUCAAUCAAAUCUAUGAAUCUAUAUAUCUAUUAUAAUUAUAAACAUUAAGAAAAAUUGUUGCACUUUAAUCAGUACAAAAACUAAAAAAAAUGUGCAGUUUUAGAUAUGAGAACACUGAUAGGUCUAAAUACAAUUUUAUGUGAACAUAGAAAAAAAAUAAAAAACUAUUCUUUACUAAAA
Molecule: messenger RNA, 878 nt
Organism: Cataglyphis hispanica
Lineage: Eukaryota; Metazoa; Arthropoda; Insecta; Hymenoptera; Formicidae
Gene: baf
Product: barrier-to-autointegration factor
Exons: 3
Coding region: 175-447 (90 amino acids)
Molecular function (GO): DNA binding
Source: RefSeq, a predicted model, not a curated record